This is a messenger RNA of Morchella importuna, 9339 nucleotides long. RefSeq lists its product as uncharacterized. The record is from RefSeq and is a predicted model, not a curated record. Bases 1 to 9339 code for a protein of 3112 amino acids. Lineage: Eukaryota; Fungi; Ascomycota; Pezizomycetes; Pezizales; Morchellaceae. The transcript has 7 exons.
AUGUCAGGACAAAUUGAUAACUCUACUCUGGGAUACAUCAUCAAUCAUGUCUUCCUCCCACCGAAGCUGCCCUGCAAGGCAGAUGUGGGUGUUGAACCAAAGAUUCAGAGCCUCCUAGGGCUGAUCAAGGAUUCUGCAAAAGCAUACCAGGGCGGUUUAACAGCAUCAAAAUCACAAUGGGAUUCAGGCAUAAAAAUGCUUUCAAUGAUGGAAGAAAUCCAGCCAAGAGGGUGCUUGUCCAGCCGGGGUUUGGAUAAGGCUAUAGAGAAUAUGCGCACAGGGGAUGUUUUAGCCCUGCACAUUCAAGCGCAAAAUGCGGGACUCAUUUUGCGUCAAACAGAAGAAGACAUCAUUUUCGAAGCGUUUGAAGCUUCUCCAAAAUCUGAAGAUGUUAUGAAGUGCCAGGGGAGACUACUGUGCUCCUUUCCUGGUCCCGCCGUUGCCGUAAGCAUUGAAAAGGCUAAGAGCGUUGAGUUUCGUUUAGAGCUUUCGUGCUUCCUCGAGAAAAUGAACGUCGAUGAACUUGAAGAUGCGAUGUCGACAUCCCGGAAGGGUGGCUCAGAUCACAUUGAAACUAGAGAAACUACCAAUCCAAGGUACAUAACAGAGCUUCUUAACGAAAUAUUGCUAGCUGUCGGGAAACCUGCAGAAGUCCACCGUAUCCAGAAAAGAAUUGCAGAUGAUGUCUUAUGGGAUGAUACGGAACUCCCUUGGAGAAGGUCUCCUUUGUGGCUUACUAUCAGAGUUGCCUUGCAAUCUACAGUUGACCGUCCCACUGAAAUUUCAGGAUACGUUCAAUACAAAGCGUUUAUGGUCUUCUUUAUGACGGAAAUUUUGGAGAUUGCGUUAGAUCGAAACCUACCAAGCGAUACUUUAUUCGUUAUGAAUGCAAAAUUGGGACGCCGUACAUUCAAGAUGGGCAAAAGGGGAGGGUUGCCAGCAUUUCUAUUGAAGAGGGUAUCUGAUCAGUUAAGUAAAGUUACCCAGGUCUUGGGGUGCAGGUGGAAACAAGUCAAUCAAGCUCAUUCAACACCUUUCAAAUGGACGCCUCAGGCUCUUUCUUCUGAUGACAAUAUGCAAUUAUCAUUGGUUCAAAGCGGGGCAUAUAUUGCAGCAGCAGUUUCUAGGAUACCGACUAUUGUGAAGUCAAAAGUAUAUGUACCGAAUGAGGAGAGACGUAUUGAUCCCAAAUCAAAAGAUAUUCCUCCAUUGCCGGUCAGAGAUAAGAGCGCAUCUGAACUUCAAAUUCUUUUUAUAGAUUUUGAACGCUGGGUUCGGGAGAGCCUCGAUAGCUGGGUUAUGAGGAAUCUACAAAACGAAGAGGCCUGUCGUAUACUAUGCUUAAGCAUCGAGGUGUACACGCUUCAUGGGAAACGGGCAUAUGUUUCUAAUCCAGAAAGCAUGUCAAUUCUCAUAUUAACUACGAUGGAACUAUGGGUUGCCCUUGACAAGAUCGCGGUGAACACGUGCUCACUCUUGUCAGAAUAUUUUUUCACAGAAUUUGCAAACCGCCCAUUCAACCAUCUUCUGCUCCCUAGGUAUCAUCAGUUAGAACGUUUACAUCGGAUUGAAAUAUACCUAAAAGAGCGCCGUGAAAAGGCCGAUCGAAAUGCGACAUGCAUAUUUUCUAAUAAAGCCGGUUCGAAAACCUUUGCUGUGCGCUACUAUCUCAACUCUCCGAAGCAUCAAUCGAUUCAUGAGAAAAUAGACUUGGAUGCAACUGCAGAGAGGGAAAAGAAAAUUGAGGAGUUCGAAGAGAAAAGACGACUUUACAACGAUGCAGUCGCUCGGGUGGCAGAGCGGCCAUGCGAUUAUAUUCACAGUGAUGGGGGAAGAAGGGCCCAUCAUGACCCAGAGUGUUAUAAAUGUAGAUGGAAAAAGUAUGCAAAUACUCUUAGCAUCCAAGUUCAUGAAUGGCCUCUACCAAGCGACCCAGAUUGUCUUGCAAUGGUUGUUUUUGAGCUCGAAUGCCCUAUUGGGUUUUGUGCUUGGAGAGAUGCCACUUACCUAGUCAUGGUUGACAUUCUCAGCCCCCCUUUAAUUUUGGAACACCCCGAUGCACGACCAUUUACGGAUCUCAACACUUAUUGUGGUCUACGACAAUAUUUUAAAUGCCGAAGCCAGCAACGACUCCGUUUUUCAUCAGUGACGAAGGCAACUACACAAUCACACUAUGCGAAGAUUUGCCUAACAAACAAUUCUAACUCUGUUUGUGUCAAUAAUGCUCUGAAAUAUGGGCUAUGGGAUAGCGUUGGAUUAAAUUGGGUAGAUGGCCGUGUGAGUGCUAAUAAGUGUGAUAUACAGAAUAUAUGCACCUUUAAGCUUCCCGAAGGCCCUUACCAAAAACUACAGUAUGCAAUCAAUUCCACGACGCACACUCCCAACGAGGUUAUUUCGAGACAACACGAAUGUCCGAAAGCACUCUCCUUCCAUGAAUAUAUAGCGUUUGGCUUCUUAAAGGCUGGACAUCGUCUUCAGUGGUUGAAUAUCGUUAGAGAGUUGAGAACUCGCACACUGACUUUUAGAAAUGAGGCUGUGAAUAUUCUCCUCAUGCAAGCUGCAUGGUAUACAGGACCUCCCAACACUGAAAGUCCUAGUGCAACCCGGGAGAGUUUUACAAUACUUGAAGACACUGCUUUUGGGCACAAUCUCCUCCAAGAACUUGGUAGUAUGCUUACCAGUAUCGAGGCCAAUUGGUUAGAGGGAGUUUCUGCAAAGUCAAUAAUAUGGUUAACUACUCGUCUUUUGACUGUAGCGAGUAGUUUGGAUAUUAGGAAUAGUGCAUUUUGCUUGUUGCGCCAGGCUCGUGCUGUGACCUUAAAGUGGACCCGUCAGUUGACCACCCAGAUACAGAAAUGCGAAAAGGAAGAUGAGCUGGAAGACCUGAAAAUUCGGGCACUACAAAUGGCUAUUAUAUGCCGAGCGACCUAUGAUGUUGAUCACUGUGAUUUUUGGCAUGUUCUUAGCACAGGAGCAGAUGUCGCAACUUUGGUCGAAUGCGCUAUCAUCAUUCACAAUAACACUCCUCCAAAGAUGGAUCAUCUCUCUCCCCAAACUCACUUUCUCCUGGAUAGAGACCGAAGAUUAUCUGCCAUACUUAAGGAGCAUCUUGAACGGUUAAUAUUUUCAAGCAAUGAUGGUCUCAAUAGAUGUAUUUUGAGGAUGUGGUCAGCGUAUAAACAAGGGUCACUCUGGAGUAUGUCCAACAGCAGAUGGAUAAAAACAAACACUGCUGCAAUAUCUGGAAAUGCUUCACAGGAAGUACAAUACAACUUGCUUAGCGGUCAGCUACUUGUCGAUGGGUUGCCGCUUGCCAGAAUGGGGACAGACUAUAUUUUACACCCCACCUAUACACGGUUGUUUUUGGAGAAAGUUCUUGACGUUUUCCCGUCAAAUCUCCCAGGGAUGCAGUUCCAGGCCCGGCACCAAGUCUUCGGACAUCAGGUACAUUUCGGGAUGCAAGGGGAUGAACUUCUCAUAAAAGCUCAGAUUGAUGGGAAUGAAUAUGAGCUUGUACCCCAUACAAAAUUACAAGGCGAUUUUCCAGUACACUUUACCAAAAACUACUUUCAUUGGCUGGAAAUCAAGACACGAGUUCUCGAGUUCAGGCCUAAAUCCGACCCGUGGAAAUCAUCAGCCACGAAUUGGCGCUUAAGCUACUUGGGAUUGGCCUCUAGAAUGGUGCUGCGGAAUGAGUGUAUGAUGGACAUUCGGAAAGCUUCAUUCUCAAUGAUCGCCUCAGUAUUAGUCUUAAUUCAUCUACCUCGACUAAAAAUGGAUUUUUUUAUAAACGAGAAAGGAGAGAUUGAGUGCCGACAAUUCAGGGGUAUGGUUGUUGAUUUUAAUCAAGAUAUUGGAACAUUCACUGGCCUUGUGAAUAGGCUUGUCAUGCGUCAGAAGUCGGUACGCAGCGUCAUAAUUCCUUAUGGAGAUGUUAGGUAUAAAACAGAAAGAAGUCAUGUUAUCGUUGAGAUAGAGACAGAUAUAGACGGGUUGGAUAGAGUUCCCUAUCUUCACUACACGGUCGACACGAGACUCGGGCGACUCGUGGGAAAUGACAGCCUAACUAGCCAUCUCUUUAAAACAUACCUUCACGCCUUGACUACACACUGUCUACCAGAUGAGCUUACCCGACGUACAGGCACUGAGGAGGCGCUAGCAAAUCUCAAAUCAGCGACCACCUGGUCCUUUCAAAAGCUGGGGGAUGUAGAGAUCAAACUUCUAACGCUAAUAAUGUCACUCACCCCGUCUCGCGAUUAUUAUCCAAAACAUAAGAGGGUUAUGCAGACGAUAAAAUGGAAGCGUCUUCCGUACCUGACACAGCACGAGGACUUCGAAUUGCUUGUUACCUCAAUUUUCAAAUACGCAUGCCGUUUCCAUAUGCUCAGAGUUGAUGAUAAAACGUUAGAUCUGGAGGACCUUCUAUCCAACGCUAGCGACCAUCUGUUAAGGAGAGCGGCCAUUCGCAACGCUACAAUCCGAAGGGACGAAUUUGGGGGCGCAAAUUAUACCGAACUUAACGAUUCGGUCUACUCUUCACGGGAUUUUAUUCCUCAAAACAGCAAACUAAAGAAUGAUAUCUGGGAUAUUGCAAGAUCUAUCGAAAAAUGGUCCACAAAUCUAGCAACACACCAUAAUUUAAAAGGCCUACUCAAGCGCUGGGAAUUGAUUUGCGGGUCUUCCACUAGAGUUACAGUGCUUCAAUAUAAUCGCAGUGUUCUGGACCUAACCCUCGAUUCUUGGGUUGAUCUAUACAACACUCUUCGAGUCACUACCAUGCAGAGUAAAUAUCGGUUGAUGUUUACAUUAUGCACAAUGGCGUAUUCAGGGAAACAAGAUAUGUCAAUCAUUGGCACGCUGCUCGCAUUCGCAAUAAAUGAAAAUUUUUCACGUAUAAGCCCACCACCGUACUUAUCCUAUAACUUACAUGAUGGGGAAAUACCCCAAUUGGAUAUACGAUUAGCGGAGACGCAUGCGAUUCCAUUUGAGUCUAGUCCGGAGGCCCGUCUUCCAAAGCAGCACGGGGAAAGCGCUACAUUACUACAACAGCGCCGAAGAGAUACUUACGAAAACAAUUUAAAGUCUCAGGCAGAGGUUUUGUUUUCAUUUUUGCAAGCUCAAUGGCCUGUUCAUACGCCCUCCUACCCACAGAUGAACUCCAGGGGAGUAUAUACUCACUUUAAGCUGAAAAAAGUAAUGAGUCUUAUUAUACCGAUAUUUCAGAGUUGCUACAAAAAUACAGAGUUUUUGCAGCAUAUUGAUGUGGUUCAGAAAGAGCUAUCCAACAUGAACCUGGGUCCGAAAGAGACCCGCUCACAAUACACCUUUGAUUCGCAUAAAAAAAUCAGAGCUCCUUCAUAUUCUAAGGUAACCUUAGAAGGAAUAUUUUCGAGAAUACCACCCGAUGUUACCGGUAUCCCAGCCCAUAUCAAUGCGCAACCUGUAAUUUCUCAAGGCGAAAACGAGCUGAAGUCGCUAUUAUUGGAGCUUGAAGCGGCACAUUCCAAUCAGUUCGAGAAAGAGUAUGCUAAUAACAUGCUAAACAGUUAUGAAGCUCUCUACAAGAAAAGUGCCGCAGUGUUUUCAGGGUUACCUUCAAAGGAAACAUUAUUGAAACAUCGACUGCAGUCCGAAAAUCGUAUGCAGUCGAUAUUCCAAAUUAUCGAGAAAGCAUUGGGGCCUGUAUCAGCAAUUCAAAAUAUGAUGGGUAUGACAGGUCUUUGGCCAAACAUAUCGCCCAUAUCAUUGCUUCAACGGUUAGCGAGCAAUGCUUCAGUAGAUUUGAGUCCUGGAUGGAGGCAAGUGCUCAUAGAAUAUGGCGAAGCAGUUACUAUGUUUCAACGUGCUGAACGUCUUCUCGAUUAUUCUGAGAGCGGAGGUGAUGAUUUCGCGAGAGAGUCAGAAAAUCCUGGUGGCCAAGGACGAAGUCAAGUUGCUUACUCAGAUUGGCUUCUCAUAUCCAUUGAUAACAACCUCCUAGUGCGCCCUGUCCAGGCGCAAAUUGCGCUAGAAAUGAUAGCACCUUCUUCGGGGAAAAACCAGACUCUGCAGUUGAAUAUGGGUGAAGGAAAAUCUUCGGUGAUUGUGCCUAUUGUUUCUGCAGCCUUAGCGGAUGGUAAGAAACUUGUUCGGGUCGUUGUUUUGAAACCAUUAUCUGGACAAAUGUUCCGUUUACUCGUACAAAAAUUGAGCGGGCUAGCAAACAGACGAAUAUUCUAUAUGCCCUUCUCUCGGCAAGUAAAAUUGGGUGAGGAGGCCGUCAGAAAUAUCCAGGAUUUGUAUCAAGAGUGCAUGGAGGUUGGAGGGAUUCUUCUGGUUCAACCAGAGCACCUGUUAUCCUUUAAACUUAUGGGACUUGACCUCCUGUUCAUGCCUCAAGGAGAAAAAGUUGUUGCCUCGGCGUUGAUUCGAUGCCAACGCUGGCUUGAGAGGAACUCGCGGGACAUUCUUGACGAAAGCGAUGAGAUACUGCACACAAAGCAUGAGCUCAUAUACACUGUCGGGGCUAGUACCUCAGUCGAACUUUCUCCAAAUCGUUGGACCAUUGUGCAGGAGAUCUUUGGUCGAAUACAGGUGCAUACAAAGGCCAUGGAAGGUGUAGAAGUAAAGGGCAUUCCCCAAAGUUUUCCGGGAAGUUUUCCGACAACUCGUAUUUUGGAGCCAAAAUCCGGUGACGAAUUAAUGUCACGAAUCACAGAAGACGUCUUCGCUGGUCGUCUCAAAACGGUUUCCUUUAGACUAUUUCCCGAUUACAUCCGCGAAUUAGCGAUUCAAUUUGUUACAAAACAGGGUAUUACGGAGGCUGAAAGCGAGCCUCUAUUCAAGGAUAUGGACGACAUAUCAAGACUUACCUUGCUGUUAUUGAGAGGCCUAAUAGCCGGUGAGAUUCUAUGCAAUGCGUUAGGGAAAAAACGAUGGCGAGUAGAGUAUGGUUUGGAUUUAAGCCGUUCGAUGUUAGCUGUCCCAUAUCGGGCCAAGGAUUGCCCAGCGCAAAGGGCAGAGUACAGCCAUCCAGACGUUGCAAUUACUCUGACCUGUCUGAGUUACUAUUACGCUGGCCUGACGGAAACGCAGCUAGAACAUUGCUUUGCGACCCUUCUAAAAUCGGACAACCCAGGAAUGGAGUACGCAAUUUGGGUAGAGAAGGAUAACACUUUACCUACUAUAUUCCGAGAAUUAAGUGGUAUCAACUUGGUUGAUAAAGAACAGUGCACGAACAUUAUAUUCCCUCGCUUUCGGCACAAUAAAACAGCCAUUGACUUUUACCUAGCUUGGGUGGUAUUCCCUACAGAAGUAAGGGAAUUUCCACAUAAAUUGUCUUCAUCAGGUUGGGAUAUUGCAGAAACAAAAAAGCAUCCAACCACUGGCUUUAGUGGAACAAACGAUAACCGACAUCUUCUCCCGUUAUCGAUCAAGCAGCACGAAUCUGAGGGGCAAUUGAAUACAAAUGCGAAAGUACUCAGUUAUCUAUUGCAACCGGAAAAUAGUUACUUAUGUGCCAAGGGUGAAAAUGAACAACGUCUUGAUGUUGAUAGUUUACUGGAUAAAUUGGUUCAACAGGAUCCGCAGAUACGGGUGCUCCUUGAUGUAGGGGCUCAAGUGUUGGAAAAGCGAAACUUUGAAGUAGCAAGGGAUUGGCUCAGUCGUGUACCAGAGUCCAAGGCUUCCGUUUAUUUUAAUGAAGAAGAUGAGCUUACUGUCAUUACUCGUGACGGACACCCGGAGCCGUUGAUGAUUUCCGCAUUUGCUAAACAGAUGGAUGAGUGUCUUGUGUACCUUGACGAGGUACACACACGAGGUACAGACCUAAAGCUACCAAAGGAGACCAGAGCGGCAGUCACCUUGGGCCCAAAUCUGACAAAAGACAGACUUGUACAAGCGUGUAUGAGGAUGCGGAAGCUUGGUCAAGGCCAGUCAGUAAUCUUUUGCGCGCCCCCAGAGAUUCACCAGAAGAUCCUUGUAACCGCACGAAAAAGCUCAGUGGAUUCUGUUAGCGUCUCAGACGUAUUGCGGUGGUCAAUGCAUGAAACCUUUAUCAGUACCAAGAAUACUGUGCAGACAUGGGCAAGACAAGGGAUCAGUUAUCAAAACCGGAAUGUGGCCUGGAAGCUGCACAGGGAUGUCAAGCAAAUGGAAUCCAUAAUGGUGGAACCAGACGCACAAUCCCUGGAAGAGCGAUUUGGACCGCUAAAAUCGGGCAAAGAACAAUUCCAUACAGGAACUAUUCCGAAAGAGUGUCAUUACGAAAUCUCUUUGAUCGAAGAAAACUGUAAGAAGUUUUCCAUCACGUCUCUAAGGGGAUCUGAGGUGCACGAAGAACAAGAAAGAGAGCUGGAGAUUGAAGUUGAACGUGAGCAACAAAGGGAAUUGCCUAGUCCCGUAGCCGCAAGACGUCAUACUAUCCACCCAGACAUCAAAAAAUUUGUCCAGACAGGUACGCUUUCUGAAGAAUCUACAGCUGUUGUCCCGGCCUUCGAUCUUUUCCAGGAGUCGCGAUCGGAAUUUCAAGAAGAUGCUUGGAGCAAAAGACUAUUAAUCACCAGGGAUUUUGCAACAACCACAAACGGAUCGCGAUUUUCGUAUAUGAAUGCUUUCCUGCCUCCAGUAAAUUGGCUGGUAUCAAGCUUCGCUGAAAACACAUAUCUAGUGAUAAUGAGCUCAUACGAGAUUAACGCGCUGCUUCCCAUCAUAAUCUCCCACGAUGCCGUGAGGCUUCACAUGUAUGCACCAAAGGUCACCAAAUAUAUGCGUACAUUUGAAGAUUUAAAGUUUUGCACUAUACCUUCAAUUGAAUCAGUUCCAGACGCUGGGUGGAGCGCCCCGAAGGCUUUGGUGGAUCAGCUCAACAUUUUUUCUGGACAACUAUUUCUACAAGAUUAUGAGACUUACGAGCGAUUGGGUGAUUUUCUUGGCUUGUGCUUGAAAGAUCAUGUGUCUCAUGUGGAGGGAGGUGUCCCGGGGACUGAUGGUUUCGUGGGAAGUGACAAAACCCGUAUUGCGCUGGGAAUGAAACCUACUCUUUUCACCAAGAGCCCUGUCCCUUUCCUGAGGAAAUUGAUGAAUUGCCGACGAAAGGGGCAGAACUUUGCAGCCACACAUAUGGGCCAGGUUCUACACGGAAAGAUUCUAACAGAGAAAGAUAUAAAGUACGAACACCCAACCGAAGAGCUUGCUCAGGGGGCGGAGGCGAUGGUAAUGGAAAGGCAGAGAGUUGGAGAAAGGAUGGAUGAAAAGCUUGAUCGGGGUAAAGAGGAGGGCGAGAGCCAAUUUGAUGAGGACGAGGUAGAUGAUGACGAGGAGGUAGACGAGGAGGAAGACGACGAGGAGGAGGAGGAGUAA